AUGGGCCCCGCGCCCUGGAUGCCGCCCACCAAUCCGCGGUCCCAAGCCGGGGGAGCCAACAACAGUGGUUGCCCGGAAAUGGUGUUCCAAAUGAUGUUCUUCCGGUGGCACACGCACGAAAUUCGAGUUCUGUAUUUGUGGAUCCUUCAGCCUCCCAUCGACUUCUUCAACCAACUGAACCUCAUCUACGGCAGCCUGGUUGGCAUUUGCACGGCGAGCACCUGUGCCACAAUGUCUGCUGGCAAGCGCCACGAAUACCGGUGGGCCGAUGAUGUGUCCACGGCCAAGCCGGUCCGCCUUUCGGCCCCGGAGUACAUGGAUCGCUUGCUGAGCUGGGUCCAGAGCCUGCUGGCCAGCGACACCAUUUUCCCCAUCGGCCUCGAGACCGAGUACCCCCCCGACUUCUUCGAUAUCGUCUGCCGGAUCUUCCGCCGCUUGCUGCGGAUUUAUGCCCACGUCUACCGCGACCACCUGGAGCUGCUGACCGGUCUCAACGAGCGCUGUCACUUGGACGCCUGCCUCGGACACUUCCUCCUCUUCGCCAUCGAGUUCCGGCUGAUCGACACCCGCGAGUUGUCACCCCUCGUCAAGGUCAUUCGCUCGAUGGCCGCCAACUCCACCAGCUAG
Molecule: messenger RNA, 627 nt
Organism: Fonticula alba
Lineage: Eukaryota; Rotosphaerida; Fonticulaceae
Exons: 2
Coding region: 1-627 (208 amino acids)
Biological process (GO): positive regulation of protein phosphorylation; signal transduction
Cellular component (GO): cytoplasm; nucleus
Molecular function (GO): protein kinase activator activity
Source: RefSeq, a predicted model, not a curated record